Messenger RNA from Culex pipiens pallens (northern house mosquito), 3334 nucleotides. RefSeq lists its product as uncharacterized. The coding region runs from base 171 to 3257 and encodes 1028 amino acids. Gene Ontology annotation, molecular function: protein binding. The record is from RefSeq and is a predicted model, not a curated record. The transcript has 9 exons. NCBI's taxonomy places the organism in Eukaryota, Metazoa, Arthropoda, Insecta, Diptera, Culicidae.
GUUUAGUUUUACUGUGGAAGUCGGUCGGAUCGGAACGGAAAGCAAAACAGCGGGAAAACAAGUAGCGGAAAAAGUGCUCCUUUUAAGUGUUACACAGCAGUUUGAAUUGGUCAUUUUCCGGAAGUGUCUGGAACAGAAUUGAUUACACAGAAUCGGGCGCCAAACCGGCAAUGAAAAGUGUCUCCGGCGGCAAGAGGUGGAAUAAGCAUGCCAAAUUGAGACAGUUGGUGGUCCUGGCGGCUCUGGCGGUAGUUUCCGGGGUCGAAGGACUGCCGAAAGUGUUCCGCAGCAAUGAGAUCUGUGGCAUGUACAACGGACACCGGGUGUACCUGGAGCUGGGCGAUCGGGGCCAGCUGCAGGCCACGAACGUAACGUUUUCAAAAUCAAACCACACCAUACCGUCCAUUUGCACUCUAGAGCUGGUUACCUGCCCAUCAUGUAACUUCAAAAUCUCAUUAAGCUACUCCAACUUCCCCACCAAGUGCGCAUCCCUGCACAAUGAGCUGCCCUGUCGGUGCGAUUAUCUGGAAUUUUCCGAGCCACCAUUCGACGUGGACCAGUCGGGGCGGCGCAACUGCGGCCACGACGUGGUCUACCAAACCCAAACCCGCUCGGUACUGAUCCGGUUCCUGUACUGGGGCAACCACUCGCACGCGUUCACGCUGGAAUACGUGGCGGAGAGGAAUCGUGAAACGCUGCAAGGCAAUCCUGGCGGGGUUCACAAUCUGACCGGGGCGCACACCCGCACCAUCAUGACGCCCUACUUUCCUUCGUACUAUCCGCGGGACUUUGGCAAAGAGUACGUGCUGAGCUGCAACGUGGAGUCUUGCCGCGUCAACGUGAUCUUCAGCGACUUUCAGCUGGCGAAGACAUCGUCGAUGGAAUUUUACGACUGGAACGGACAGCGGCUGUACGCGAUAUCCGGGGGGAGUUUCCGACCGCCGGUGGUGCAGAGCAGCGGACCUUCGAUGAUAAUACGGUUCUACGCGAACGGUGGCUCCGGGCUGGGGUACAGGGCAAAGGUGUCGUUCCUGACGGUCGAGAGUGCCGCGAAUCCAAUGAUGCUGCCGGAUUCGAACUGUGGCGGCGUGGUUGAGAACAUUGGAGGGGCGAUUACGAUGAUGAAUUUGGUUGCCGGAGAUAACGAAACUCGGAUCUUUGACUGUAUUUGGCUGCUGAAACCUCCAAACACUUAUGCCCACCUGAAAACACACCUUUCGCUGAAAAUUGAUACGUUUGAGAAGAUGGGACCGAACUCAAUUCUGACAGUUGUUCAGGGAACGACAUCGGACAACGCGAUCCUGGAUGUUGUGCGGCCAAAUUUGGGUGGUGGACUAUUUGGUCCGCAUACCUACGUGGCACCGUUGACGGCCGGGUUCUACGUGCAUCUGAGAGCGAGCUUCAGGUUGCAGUCCAGAAUGGCGUUGGUGUAUACGGCGUUCAGUUAUCUAGAUUGCUUCAUGGGUUCGGAGUUUCUGUGCAAGAACCGGAAGUGCAUCCCGGUGCAGUUACGUUGUGACGGGUUUGACCACUGCGGUGACGGAAGCGAUGAGCCGGACAGCUGUGAAAUCCAGUGGGAAACGGAUCGGAUCGAUCGUCGCUGGUAUUCCCACACUCCGAACUACUACUUCCCGAAGAUGGAUCGCUAUCCGGACCUGCGAACUGCCACGAUCAUUUUCGUGGCUAGUUCGGUUGGUCUGAUCAUGCUGAUUUCGGCGUUGAUUAUUUUGCUGUACCGUACCGGAAAUCGAGCCAGACAGCAGCGGGAACUUCAGAGUCAACUGCAGACCAUCAGUGAGCUGUUAGUUAAUAUUAUUCAAGCAGAUAGCAACGCGCCACGUGGUCCGGAAGACGUGGACGAGCCACCGGUGUACGAGGCUCCACCUGAUUAUGACGAGAUCAUCAAGGUUGGAAUGGACGAGGAUAUGCAGCGCAAGCGUCGCCGUCACUCGUCGUCAGCUUCGGGACGGAGAAGCCGCAUGAGGAGAUCGCGUAGACCCAGCAACGUGUCCGAGAGUAACAAUCCGAUCCUGGAAGUCCGACUGCCUCCGGAGUUCGAAGGGGAUGGUCCUUCAACGAGUGGAAUGUUACAAGUCCCAUAUGCGAGCCACGACCAAGACGAGGACAACGAUGACCUGCGGGACACCCCUUGGAUGCGUACGGAACCGGACUUUUUCAUGUCGUCCCGUAUUAUAGAAACUCCAACGUCGGCUUCGACGAGCCAGAGUCACAGCAUCGGCUGCCAAACAGCAGCAUCCGGAACGGGCACAUCCGGCGGCGCUAACUCGAGCCCGCCGCCAACUUACGACGACUCGCAGUACUUCAGCACGAGCGCCCUUGCUGUCCCGAUCUCAUCCGGGUCAACGUCCGCCUCGGACAACAUCUCGCGAGGCUUCACCGAGGAACCGCCCAACAUCACGCUUUCACUAGCCGAAACGCCUCCUCAAGUUACCAUCACCGCGAUAGCGGGAGCUUCCGCCGUAAGACCCAGCCACAUCUGGAGUCCAACUUCCCGCAGUCAACGGCCCUGGUUGGCGUUCAGCAGUGGCGACGAACUGCGCCAAGUUGCGAGCGUCACUUCGUCCGCGUCCAUUCCGGCAGUUCAUACCUUUUCCCCCAACUACGACAGGUCGCAGAUCUUCGACUCGAUUGAUUUGAGUCAAAUUAACGAGAUUGACGCGUACCUGUUGGCCUACGGAUCGGGAUCGGAAGUGCGAUCUCCUGAUGGCGCUGGAAGUGGUUUCGAUCUACAUUCCACCGCUACCGGCCUGUCGCACCUUCCGUCCACCUCAUCUUUGGCUCGGAACUCGAUCGCGGGAUCUUCACUGGGAUCCAACAGCAGAAGUGUCGUCUCAGCCAGCUAUGACCACGUGGUCCGGAAUUGUCCGCGCUGCAGAGAACCCCUCCGUUACCACUCCCAGUGUCCCAGCUGUCAGCCCGGUCGGACCAACACGAUCCCGGCGAACAUGUGCUCCGCUUGCGGGGGAAAAAUCUCCCUCGAAGAAGCUCUGGACCGAUCGCAAGCCGUCGGCGAAGGUCAGUUGGCGACCGCCGUAAAGCUUUGCAACUGUUUCCCGAAAUUUCCCUCCACAACCAACAUCGUGCGCAGUGGAUCGGCGAACGUGAUUCCUCCGAGGCCCUUCUCGGCGGACCGUGCCGAGGCUCGGCGAAGUGUUGCCAACCUUACAAGUAAUUUUGAAGCUUUCUUCAACUCCCAUAUCGGUAUUCCCAACACGGCGGCGGAUGCGCGGCGUUAACUCAAGCUAUUUGUGGUGUUAGGUUUAAGAGUUAAAUGUUCGGAUUAAAUAAAACUCUUCCAUCUCACUGACUGAGA